AUGGAAAUCCCUCAACUAGUGUACAUGAGACUGUUUCCGAUUCCGCAGCCGGUGGUUAAGGAGGGUUACCUGAUGAAGCAGACGCGCAGCUUCCAGAGGUGGCAGAGGCGAUACUUCAGGCUGCGCGGGCGCACGCUAUACUACGCGAAGGAGAAGGAGGUCAGUGACAUAUGUUCGUGUGUCCAGGACAACGUCUGCGCGGUCCGC
Iphiclides podalirius (scarce swallowtail) is the source of this 207-nucleotide messenger RNA. The record is from the annotation of a GenBank genome assembly. NCBI's taxonomy places the organism in Eukaryota, Metazoa, Arthropoda, Insecta, Lepidoptera, Papilionidae.